Molecule: messenger RNA, 3016 nt
Organism: Sphaerodactylus townsendi
Lineage: Eukaryota; Metazoa; Chordata; Lepidosauria; Squamata; Sphaerodactylidae
Gene: GLP1R
Product: glucagon like peptide 1 receptor
Exons: 15
Coding region: 1-1509 (502 amino acids)
Biological process (GO): adenylate cyclase-activating G protein-coupled receptor signaling pathway; cell surface receptor signaling pathway
Cellular component (GO): plasma membrane
Molecular function (GO): glucagon receptor activity; peptide hormone binding
Source: RefSeq, a predicted model, not a curated record
AUGUGGAUAACACCCAGCUCUAUCUCUCCAUUUUAUCAGAGUCAGAAGAGGGGCUCUGUGGACUGGACUGCUGCUUGGAAGCAGGUGCAUAAACAUCAACAUUUGGAUUACGUAGUUGAAAAGCUGGAACAGACUAGAAGUAACAUUUCGGUUGCCAGUCAAAUUGAGACACCAAAAUUGCCUGCCCCGCAGCUUGUGCCUGCAUCUUUGAGCUCAGAGAGGUCCUUUUCCACAUUGAAAGAGAAUUGGGAACAAUACCAGCUUCAGUGCUUGAAAUAUUUCCGUGAAACACCUCCUCUUCUGUCAGAAGGCAAGUUCUGCAAUAGAACAUUUGAUGAUUAUAUAUGUUGGCCAGAUGGCCUGCCUGGCACUUAUGUGAAUAUGAGCUGUCCAUGGUACCUUCCAUCAGUGAAUGCAGGGCAAGUUUAUCGCUUCUGCACACUUGAGGGUACAUGGCUUCUGGAGGAGAAUUCCACUAAGCCCUGGAGAAACACAUCUGAGUGUGUGGUUGAGGGCAAUGACCCACCAAAUGAACCACUCCUAUUCCUAUCUAUCAUCUACACCACUGGACAUGCUCUUUCCUUUUCUGCCCUCAUUAUAGCAACUGCCAUCCUCCUUGGAUUCAGGCAUCUGCAUUGCACCAGGAACUAUAUUCACUUGAACCUUUUCAGCUCCUUUAUUCUACGUGCUGUAUCUGUCUUCAUUAAAGAUGCCGUGCUAACAUGGAUGUACAGUACUGCCACUCGUGAAUAUCAAUGGGAGAAAAUUUUGUCCUAUCAGGAGUCACUCAGUUGUCGUCUGGUCUUUGUGAUGAUGCAUUAUUGUGUGACUGCAAACUACUAUUGGUUAUUGGUGGAAGGAAUGUACCUAUACACACUCCUAGUGGUCUCAGUAUUUUCUGAGCAGAGAAUCUUUCGGCUUUAUCUUUGCAUUGGCUGGGGUGUACCAAUGCUGUUUGUUAUCCUCUGGGGAACUGUCAAGUACCUUUAUGAAGAUGAGGGCUGCUGGAGCAGAAACCAUAACAUGAACUACUGGCUGAUCAUCAGGCUCCCCAUCCUGAUCGCUAUAGGGGUGAAUUUCCUGAUAUUUAUCAGAAUUAUAUGCAUUAUCAUUUCCAAGCUGCAAGCUAAUUUGAUGUGCAAAACUGACAUAAAGUGCCGACUGGCCAAAUCGACUCUGACUCUGAUCCCACUUCUGGGGACACAUGAGAUCGUUUUUGCUUUUAUUACGGAUGAGCAUGCGAAAGGAAUGCUGCGUUUUGUGAAGCUCUUCUUCGAACUCUCCUCCUCCUCCUUUCAGGGUCUUCUGGUUGCAGUCCUCUACUGUUUUGUCAACAACGAGGUUCGAACAGAAUUUCAGAAAAGCUGGGAGCGCUGGAGACUAGAGCACUUGUACGUCCAAAGAGACAGCAGUACGAAGUCACUCAAGUGUCCGGCCAACAGCAUAAGCAGUGGAGGUACCUUGGGCAGCACAGUCUAUGCUGCCACUUGCCAAGCGACAUGCAGCUAGUGUCUACAGAGGCAAGAGCAAAAGAGUUGGAUCUGAGCUGUAGGAAAUACAAUUGGAUAUCCUUUGAAAUACAGCUAGAAUGAUUGUAAGAGCCCUUUGAAAAGUUGAGCCUCACUUGUUCAUGGCAGCUGGACCAACUUUUAAAAUAAAACAGGCUGUUAGUGUAAUCAGCAUACAAGGGGUAGAGAGGGAGAGAAUCCUAUCUAAAGUGAGCUUCAAGAGUUUCUUUCUAAUUAAUAUUUAUAGCCUCCAAGGUAUCAAGACCCUAACACUGCAGUGAUGCAGACACAAAGCUUGUUGGUUUUCAGAUUACAAAAAAUGUAAGAAAAACACUUUCAUUGGGAAAGGUAAAUCAAAUAAAAUUAAAAGCAGCUAAACCGGAUUUGGAACUUGUUAUUUCAGCCUUUUCAAAGGAUAGCUUUUUUGGUACAUAUACAGUUAUGACUGUUCUAGAAGUGUCUUUUUCCCCUCACCUACUACCAUUGUUGCAGAGAAAUUUCAUUUUACUUCUGUUCAGACUAUAACACAUAGCAUGCUGAUGCAUCAUGAACAGAGUUACAGGUACCUGCUGGCCAGUACUUGUGCAGCAGCUCCUCUUCUUUCUAUUUACAUGGCAUUGUAGCACCUUUCUAAAAUAGUUUUGUUACACAGAGUGGGAGUGCCUGUACAACUUUUUUAUAUUUGUAAACACAAUUCUGACAAAUAUUGUAAUGUGCAGGCAGGUAACUAAGAAUAGGGGUUUCCCCCCUCUGAGUGUUUAUUGAUGUUGAACACAUUCUGAACCAUGCAGAGGGGAAGCCACAUAUUAUUUAUAGACAGCCCCUCUUACAUCAUAUUUUUCAAAAAGCAACCACAUUAGAACAUUUUAUGCAUCUGUGCUAUACAGGACUGGAGUUCUUCUAUUCCACAAACACACAAUCCUGUAUAGCACUUCACUCCUGCAGUCAUGCUACAUCUCUCUUGUACAUGGAGUAGAAACAGGAUAUUGCCUUACUAGUCCCAGCUAGUGCUACUGUAGUAUUAAAAUCUGAUUCUUGCCCUCCUGGAAAAUCAUAAAUUGUAUCAUUUUUGUGUCAUUCAAACAAUCUUAAAGCAGAUAUGGUUGUGUGUCAUCCUUAACUGCAUGGUCUCAAUCUUAAACUUUUCAUAAUGAAUUUGAACUUCACAUAACAGACUUUAUUCUAGCUGGCAAAUAGGUGCCUUUUCUGUUACCUUUUCUAAUGUCUUUUAAAGAUCAUUAUUCUCUGUGCUUUCUGCUAGUAUGAACCAAAGCUCUUAGUUGUUUGCUGGCAUCAGUAUUUGUUGAUGAGCAGUGUUAUCAUGAGAACCAGUGUGGUGUAGCGGUUAAGGUGUUGAACUAGGACCUCGGAAACCCAGAUUCAGAUCUCCACUUGUACCAUAUAAGCUUGCUGGGUGAACUUGGGCCAGUCACACACUUUUAGCCCCAAACCUGGCUAGUAUUUGGAUGGGAGACCUCCAAGGAAUACCAGGGUCAUGAUGAGGAGGC